Trichomonas vaginalis G3 is the source of this 822-nucleotide messenger RNA. RefSeq lists its product as uncharacterized. The coding region runs from base 1 to 822 and encodes 273 amino acids. NCBI's taxonomy places the organism in Eukaryota, Parabasalia, Trichomonadida, Trichomonadidae. The transcript has a single exon. The record is from RefSeq and is a predicted model, not a curated record.
AUGCAUUGGGGAAAACCUAAAGCAUAUGAUCCAACAAAGAUUGAAAUCCAAUACCGUGUCAUGGUAGCCGAACUAACCACAGCAAAAAAGAAACAACAGCAAAUUGUAGAUGUCAACGCAAGAAAUCUCGCUCAUGAUAUUCGCGCAGAAAACAAAAAAGGAAUUUACGAUAAAGCUUACAAAAUUUCUGAUGCAAAGGCAUAUAUGGCAUCAUGUGAUGCUAUUCUUGAUGCUUUGAAAAAUAUUAAAGAAAACAAAAACGAAGCAGUUGCUUCAAGAAACGGUCCAUCACCAUCAACUGAAGAUUCGUUUAGAAUAGUUUGCUGCUCUACCAAUUUACUUAAGCUUGAUUCAUUCAAGAAGUUUGUAAUGGCCGUAUCAAAAGAAAUGUUCGAGAAAAAGGUCGCUACAGACUUAUUAGAUACUAGCAAAUGUGAUGAACAAGUUUUACAAGGACUUCAAGGAGGAUCGCAUGAUGAUGCCGAAAUUAAAUCGGUAAUUCGUGAAGCAGCUGAAGUAUUUUCUAAUGUAGAAGCAGCUGAGAAAGUUCUUGGAAUCAAAUUAACAGAAGAAGAACCACAGCCAGAACCAAAGGUACAACCAGCUCCAAUGCAAAAUAAUUAUGCUCCUCAGCAAUUCAACACUGUUGCAGAUGCAUCCUUGCAAUAUCCAACUGCUCCUCCAGGACAUGUUGCUUAUACAUCAUGUUUGUCCGACCAAGUAUCGCAGCAUCCAAAUCUAUUCGUAUGUGAAGAUUUAGAGCCUAUUGAUCGCUCACUGUGGCCAUCAAUUCUUGCGGAUAUCAAAGCUGCGAUUGCAUAA